GUUGUUCGGGGAGAGAGAGAAAAAAUUCACAGCUUUUGUCCCUCGUCACAAUAAUCAGCGGCAGGUGUGCUAUCUCCGGGUAAAAUAUAUGAUUUCCAUUGUUUUUAAUUUGUUUGUCGAAAACGAGAAUUGACAGUGAGUUUUCAGGUUAAGUGAGACAACAUAGAUGAUCCGAAGAUUCGUCAGAGCAAAUAUCGUGACGGUCAAGUCGAGGAUCUCUUGAGAUUCGUCAAAAAAGUUGCCGAGUGUCAAAAACAAAAACGCGUUUACGAAACCUAAUUUGCGCGAGUUACCAUUUUAUGUGUAUACGUAUGAGUGUGUACAAAAAAAAUAAUAUGGCUUGCGCGUGCGGCUCUUGUGUAUUUACUUCGCGCAGAAGACAGCUGUAAGGAUUACAAAAAAUCGAGUAUCGGGUCCCAUCGUUUAGAUUUCCCCUUUGUUUUUAUUUUUUAUUUCGAUUUCGUUCCAAUCAUAUCUUAUAAAAUGAUUGAAAAACUGCAUCGACGGUUGUUUGUACGAUAACGACAGUUAUAAUAUGGAUUCGAGGGGCCCUCCCGAGGGGGGCCCUGUCGAUUCAAUCGAGAUGUCGAUUUUGGACAACAAAACAUCUGAAAUUUCGGAAAAUUGGCCAACUAAUAAUCUUCUCGCAUCAACUCUCGGCGAUCCUGUGAAAAAAUCCAACAACAGGCUCUUGUUUUUAACUGUGGGAUAUAUGGAGGAUCAAUCACGUGAUUAUUCAAAAAUGUUUCCUGCCUACGAACAAGUUCCAUUUUCUCCACGAGCAGCUUCUCCGCUCUCGGAUUUUGAGCACCGUGUCAGUCCUCUGGAUCCAAACAUGAGUUCGGCAGCUCGUUAUUCACCAACUCCAGUCCCCUUACCACCUCUGCCGUUUCACAAUUCGGUAGUGGUUCUUCAAGGUCCAUCAUCUCCGCUGGUUGUUCAGCCUGAAAGCGAAACAAGUGCUCCAGCUGCUAUCAACUUUGUUGCGGAUCAAGCCAGAGACGAAACCACAGAACAGAGUCACGUUGUCAAUGAUUUUGUCAAUGCUGCUGAUGAGGAGGAACUGGUUGCCGACGUUGACGAACAAUUGAUUUUGAUGCAAGAAACGACAUCGGAAUUGGAAACUUCAGCAACUCCUUUAAUGCUGGCAGGCAUCCCUGGCACCGAAUUUGCUUUGACACGAGAUUUUCUGGUGAUGCAGGACGAUCAAAUAAACGUGAUGGGUACACUGAGAAAUCAGGAAAUGAAUGAGGAGCCAAUAGUGGUUGUGGCAGAAUCAAUAAAAAAAGAGAACGAAACAGACAUAAAUUUACCAGUUUCUACGAUAAUCGAGAAAAUUCCAAAGGUGCAAAAAGCGAAUGCAAAAGAUCAUAAGAUCAAGGAAUCAGAGAAAAGAAUCGUUAGACGCUCGAGACGCCAGAUAAACGACAAAAAAACAUUUUUCUGCGGACAGUGCGAUUCCGUUUGUCACAAAACGGGCGAAUGCACGAUGAACAACGUUCGUACGAUUGCCGAUCAACCCGUACCUUCCAGAGCUAUCGCCACCCUUCCUGGUUCAUAUUUAUCCAUCCAAAAAUUACCAGGAUCAAAUAAUUCAUUCGGGCAUGCAAAUUUUGGAGUUUUUGCCAAAAGAAAUAUUCGCUCGCGAACACAAUUCGGACCGAUCGAAGGAAUUUUUUGCCCUUACGAUGGCACACCUUUUGAAAGCUCUUUACCACUGCUCUAUGAAACUGAGAACAGAGAAUUUUUUAAAAUCGACGUUUCAAAUGAAAAUGUCUCGAAUUGGAUGCGAUUCGUCAGACCAGCCACCACAUACAAAGAACAAAAUCUUGGAAUUUGCCAACAGGCCGAUGGAAUCGUAUUUUUGACGACCAGAAACAUUUUGCCGAAAGAGGAAUUGAAAGCUGGGCCUAAUCCCGAAUACGCUGCUCGCAGGAAUUUGAAGAUUCUCGAACCCGGAAUCAAACACGAUAGAGAGUUGACUGAUUCGAAUUCUUGGCCGUGUUUUGAGUGUAAUCAACGUUUCUUGACAUCAACCAAGCUCCAAAAGCACUUGACGAUUCACGACAAGCCGAAAGUCGAACCGAAAUCGAGAAUCAAGGGUAGAAAAAUGGCUGUGUCGACUAACAAACUCUUCAAAGUGGUAGACGGUGAAAAUUCGUUGUACACGUGUCCGCACUGCCCGAAGGUGUUUCCGCGAAGUUACAGUCUGAAAAGACAUUUGUUGAUUCACCCAGGAGCGAAAUCGCCUCGUUACGAGUGCAACACGUGCGGUGAAAAUUUUUUGCAUCCUCACAAUCGAAAUCGACACAUGAAAAUAUUCCAUGGGGACGAAACGAAGGAAAAAGAGAAUUCUCGUCAAAAUUCGACCGAGUGGAAAUGCCUCACGUGCAAUUUAAUUUUUAGCGAAUCGAGUUUACUGUAUUUGCACUCACUCUCGCACACGAGCGACGUUUUCUCAGACCAAAAUGUCGACGAUUCUUGUCCGCAGUGCAACGAGACUUUUAAAACUCGCAAUCACCUCAUCCAACACGUCGCCAAACACGGCCGACGUUUACAAUCAACAAUAAUGACACCUCUCGCCUCACACAAAUGCGACAUGUGCUACAAACGCUUCGCCACCAAAGUGCGAUUACAACAGCAUUAUUUGGUGCACGGUGCCGAGGACCAAAAACCACUGCCAUGUAACAUUUGCUUCAAACGUUUUAUGAACAACUCGGCUUUGUCCUGCCACCUGAAAACUCACAGAGAGAACAAACAAAUAUUCGAAUGCCCGAUAUGCUGCGAACUAUUCAAUCAAGUUUUAAUGCUCAAAGACCAUGUCGAAAUACAUCGAAACGAGGACGAGACGUUCAGUUGUCCCCAAUGUCCGAGAACCUUUGUUAAAUAUUCGAUUAUUCGUAAGCACAUAAGAGCUCAUCAUUGCGAACGUAAGCACAAGUGUCAAUUUUGCGCCAAGCCUUUUCCCACCAUUGAUAAACUGCGAUUGCAUUUGCUGCGUCAUUCUGAUCACAGAGAAUUUCAUUGUGCGAAUUGCCAGAAACAAUUCAAACGAAAGGACAAACUCAAAGAGCAUAUGACGAGAAUGCACGAUUCUCAGAGAACAAACCGUGAUCAAACGGCCCAAAAUAAUCAGAUCAAAAAGUUUGUACCGAAGGUUAAUCCAACGGACUACAAUCGAUUCGUUUACAAGUGCCAUCAAUGCCUGGUCGGUUUUAAAAGACGCGGGAUGCUCGUAAAUCAUUUGGCAAAGCGUCAUCCCGAUGUUUCGCCGGAAUCGGUGCCCGAAUUGAAUUUACCAAUUUUGCGACAAACUCGGGAUUAUUACUGCCAGUAUUGUGACAAAAUUUAUAAAAGCAGCAGCAAGAGAAAAGCGCACAUCGUGAAAAAUCAUCCAGGAGCGGCGUUGCCACCGAGCAAUCGUCACAAAGAGGCAGAUUCCGGAGGUUUGCCGAAUUUGAGCUUCAGUCAAACAGUCGGAAGCAUAACGACGACGCCGCAGGGUUGUCAAUGGUGUCACAAGCAGUACGCGAGCAAGGCGAAGCUCUUGCAGCAUCAACGUAAAAAACACUCGAGUUUAAUGGAGCCAGCGGACAAAGUACCGCGCACACGAAAUCGACCGCCGCGCGAGCAUCGGACGCAAUCGUCGAAUAUCGUCGAGGCGAAUUUUCUCAUGAGCGAUUAUUUGCAGGGCUGUGAAAUCGAGGCAGGUUUUUUGAAGCCUAAAAUGAUGAAAAUAUCGGCUACGGAGGUCGAUCUCAUCGGCUCCGGGCUUGAAUUGUCCGGGCAACAACAGUUUGUUCGCAUGCGUGAUAUACGCUGAAGAACGAUGUUCGAAACGCCGCUCCGAAAGCGGUUUUUGAUGAAAAUUUAAUCGAGAUAUGAAUCUCGUUUUGUUGCACAACGAGCGGAUGAGGAAAAGCCGAUAGGAAAAUGGAAUUUGAAAGAAAAUACAGUGAAAACGGAGGGAAAAUGGAAGGUUGUGCUUUUUGCUGCGAUUCUCGGUUCGAGAUCGCGUCACCGUGGAGCAGAUGACGCGUUGGAAUGUUCUCGGGACCGAGGAAACCUUGUUGGAAGGCAGCUUGUUGGCGCCGACGUCGAAAACGUCGGUGCUCAUCCCUCUUUCGCGAAAAAGGGGAUGCUCUGUCUUUGGUCGUUGCGAAACGACACAAUUUUUUUUAUUCUUUUCACACACUGUUGUUUUUCAUCGUCAACGAGAAUGCUUCAAAUAUCGAGGCGUUUUUUGGCGCAAUGAUCGAUCAAGUUUUUGGAUUUUUUCGUCCCUCAACGACAGGGAAUUAAUAUUGAAUCGGAAAAUUCGAUGUUUUGUUCCAGGGCCGGGGGGGGGGGGGGGGGGGCCGAGGUAAAAUGUCAAGAUUCUUUAAGAUUGAAGAAUAUUUAGGCGAAAAAUUGUUAUCGAAUCGACGCCAUUUUCGUUCGCUGGAUUCUUUUCGUUUUUAGCCUAAUUUUUCACGCUCUCUUUCGCGGGAUAUGAAAAAACGUUGAUUCGAAAAAGGAACUUUUCGUUUUUUUCGAACCGGUGGUCGGUCACUAACGAGAGAAAUCGUGCGUUGACGUUUAGCAUGACAAAUAAAUCGAAUUUCUAGACUUUGAAGCUCGUAACUCUCAGAAAUCUUGUCAAUUUUUCAAUUCCAGCCAAAUCAUUCGACCUUUUUUUUCUAAUUCAUAUCUAGAAACUGUCAUCGUUCGCAAAAUUAGUCUCGAACAAGAAAAAGCAGAAGAAGUGAGAAAAUAAGAGAAAAACGACGUUCUAGUCACUUGAACGAGAGAGAUAUCGUUCUUGCGAACAUCCUUUUUGGAAAUGUAGGCGUUCAUCAGUGCUGUCUGCGAACUCACAGGCGAUCGUCAAAGUUUUCCGACAUUUCUCCGAGACGAAAAGUCUCAAAACUAGAAGAAAAAAAAUGCAAAAUAAUAUUCUCCAAUCAAAGAGACAUGGGAAUCAUGCGAAUUCGUAGAACGAGAGAGAAAAAUCGAAAAAACAAAUUCUUUAGGUACAGCUAGCUCGAUGAUAGUUUACGACCUCGACAUUUUCAUAGAUUGUUCGUUCCCGAGCUGCAAUCUUGUAGCUGCGCUCGUCGACGAUUUCGUUCGAUGUCACCUUCAGAUUUUUAUCAAACAAAAAACGUAUAAGAAACCAAUUUCUCAUUCAAUAACUUAGACUCAAGCUCAAGAAUGAAAUUGUACUCUCUCAUUUCCUUAUUCGUCGAAUCUCACAUUACAAAAAUAUGAUAAAAAAUUCAUCAAAAUUUCGAGUACUCGCAAAUUCGUUACUCGCAAAACCAACAUUUUUCGUCAAUUCCUAUUUUUCCAAUCAGUUUAUCUUCGUUCUUUACACGCUUUCAUUCCGCAUAUUAAAAAUCCCAUAAAAACUUUCUCAUUUCUAUAACAAAAAAAAACGAUAUUUGUCCACGACUCUCGAUUAAGGAAUCACAACUUUCGUCCAAGUGCAAUAAAAUUUAGGACAAAAUGAAACGAAAAAAAAAAAAGAAAAUAAAAAUAAAGCUUUAAAAAGAACCAGCGAGAAAAAGGUUAUUGAAGUCAUUGAAAAAUGUUGUAGAAACAGGCUCAAUUUUAUUUAACGCUCAUCAUUAUAUACACGUGCAUAAUACACACUAUGGGAAAUAUGCGAAGACAACCAGCUGUAUGUUUGUGAAUGUCGUUGGGGUAAAGUCAGUGAUUAAAUACUGUAACAAGUCUUAAAAUAAAGUUGUCCGACAGUAA
Messenger RNA from Venturia canescens, 5742 nucleotides. Its product is annotated as PR domain zinc finger protein 10-like. The coding region runs from base 536 to 3823 and encodes 1095 amino acids. Gene Ontology annotation, biological process: regulation of transcription by RNA polymerase II. Gene Ontology annotation, cellular component: nucleus. The transcript is spliced from 10 exons. The record is from RefSeq and is a predicted model, not a curated record. NCBI's taxonomy places the organism in Eukaryota, Metazoa, Arthropoda, Insecta, Hymenoptera, Ichneumonidae. Gene Ontology annotation, molecular function: sequence-specific DNA binding; DNA-binding transcription factor activity, RNA polymerase II-specific.